AUGUACCUAGGGAAGAGGAUCGUGUGGCAGUGGCAGUCAGAUGACCUUGCGCACUGUGCCUCUGACUGUGCUGCCAAUGGAAACUGUGCCAGCUUCUUCUACAACUUCAUCACCAGGAACUGUCGGCUACAUCGCAAAGAGUUGCCUGCCCUUGGCUACGGAACGGCUGACCAUUCUAACUGGAUCGCUUAUGAUGUUCCAGAUCCCACAGGAUGUAGAGAUACAGACGGGUAUGUAUUGUACAAGCUUACCAGUCUGUGCUACAAGGUCCAUACAGAGGAGAAGGAUUGGGAUCAAGCUCGGAGUGUAUGUCACAGCGAGAACGCUGAACUCGUCACCCUCCAAACAACUACAAGGAAAACUGCCAUUGAAAGUGUGGUUCUGCAUGGUGAUUCUGAUAAUGUCUUGUACCUUGGCGGCAGAGACUAUAAUGGUGAUGGCACAUGGAGAUGGAUCAACGACAAUUCGUCCAUAUCCUGGGCAGCGGACAUAGCAUCGGAUAACGCCAACUGCUUGGGAAUCACAUUCGCAGAUAAUAGGCUGGUGUACGAGGGGCAUGACUGCGAUUCGGAUAACCAAUUCAUCUGCGAAAAAGGUUUUUAA
Haliotis rubra (blacklip abalone) is the source of this 603-nucleotide messenger RNA. RefSeq names its product snaclec VP12 subunit B-like. Bases 1 to 603 code for a protein of 200 amino acids. NCBI's taxonomy places the organism in Eukaryota, Metazoa, Mollusca, Gastropoda, Lepetellida, Haliotidae. The record is from RefSeq and is a predicted model, not a curated record. The transcript has 4 exons.